AUGAAAUUGGAAUCAAUUGCUGCCCUUGCUGGUAUUGUUUCCACUGCCCUUGCUGGUGUGUACCCUAAAAAUCCACCACCAGCAACUACGUAUUGGACAACAGUCUACGCUCCUUCAACUUCUGUCGUUACCGUCACUUCUUGCUCCAAAGGUGGAUGUGGCACUCAAUCCUAUGCUACUGGUGUCACUAAAACCAAAACUGUCCAUCAAGGUGUGACUACUGAAUUUACUACUUACUGUCCAUUGACUACAUCCCAUGAAGUUAUUAAAUCCACUUAUUCGGAUACACUUGUCGUUUGGUCGACCAGAUCCUUCUCUUGGGUUUGGUCAUUCUCAAAACCACCAGGAUGUGGCCAAAGCACUUCUACUAUUAAAUCCACUGCUCAAACCAAUGUCCCAACUACUGCUACUCCUACUGCUACUCCAUCCAUUGCUACUACUUGCACCACUGGAACCAAAACUAAAUGGUGGUGGUGGGUUGUACAAACUACUGAUUGCUCGGUUUACAGUGUUUCUUCUACAUCAUCUUCACUUAUUACUACCAGCCAAGCUACCACUACUAGCAGUAUUGCUUCUACUACUAUAACUAGUGCACCAGCAACACCAUCUGCGGUUACUACUUGCUCCACUGGAACCAAAACCAAAUGGUGGUGGUGGGUUGUGAAAACCACAGAUUGCUCGGUUUACACUGUUUCGUCAACAUCGUCUUCCCUUAUUUCUACUAGUCAAGCUACUACUACUAGCAGUAUUGCAUCAACUACUGGGUCUACUCCAGCUACCACACCAGGCACUAGCAUCAAGAGUACCCCAACUACUGCUCCAGGUACCAGUACUAAGAGUACUCCAGCUACCACUCCAGGUACCAACACCAAAUCAACCCCAGCUACCACACCUGGAUCAUCUGUUACUACUGGUAAAACAAGUACUGAUUGGAUCACUUCAUAUACCACCCACACUGCUGAGACUACAACUGUCAUUACUGUUACUGACUGUAAUCACCGCACUUGUACACCAACUGUUGUUACUACUGGUGUCACCGUUGUUACAGUUACUACUACAGGUACAGUCACUCAAUACACUACUUUCUGUCCAUUAACUUCUACUGAAACCGUUGUGACAAGUACUAAACCUACUCCAACUACCACACCAAAGUCAUCAACUAGUAUUGCAUCAACUCCGGCUACUACUCCAACAACCAGUUCCAAGUCUACUCCAGGCACUAGCACCAAAUCUACUCCAACUACUGCUCCAGGCACUAGCACCAAGAGUACCCCAACUACUGCUCCAGGAACCAGUACUAAAUCAACUCCAACUACUGCUCCAGGAACCAGCACCAAAUCUACUCCAACUACUGCUCCAGGCACUAGCACCAAGAGUACCCCAACUACUGCUCCAGGAACAAGUACUAAGAGUACCCCAACUACCGCUCCAGGUACCAGUACUAAAUCUACCCCAACUACUGCCCCAGGAACAAGUACUAAGAGUACCCCAACUACUGCUCCAGGAACAAGUACUAAAUCUACCCCAACUACUGCUCCAGGAACCAGUACUAAAUCAACUCCAACUACUGCUCCAGGAACAAGUACUAAAUCUACCCCAACUACUGCCCCAGGCACUAGCACCAAGAGUACCCCAACUACUGCUCCAGGUACCAGUACUAAAUCUACCCCAACUACUGCCCCAGGAACAAGUACUAAGAGUACCCCAACUACCGCUCCAGGAUCUUCAACUAGUAUUGCAUCAACUCCAGCUACCACACCUGGAUCAUCUGUUACUACUGGUAAAACAAGUACCGACUGGAUUACGUCAUUUACAACUCACACUGCUGAGACUACAACUGUCAUUACUGUUACUGACUGUAAUCACCGCACUUGUACACCAACUGUUGUUACUACUGGUGUCACCGUUGUUACAGUUACUACUACAGGUACAGUCACUCAAUACACUACUUUCUGUCCAUUGACUUCAACUGAAACUAUUGUUACUAGUGAAUCAACUCCAGCUACUACCCCAGGUUCUAGUUCUGCUACCACACCAGGAACUAGCUCUGCUACCACACCAGGUUCUAGUUCUGCUACUACUCCAGGAUCCAGCUCUGCUACCACACCAGGUACUAGCUCUGCUACCACACCAGGUUCUAGUUCUGCUACUACUCCAGGAUCCAGCUCUGCUACCACACCAGGUACUAGCUCUGCUACUACCCCAGGUUCUAGUUCUGCCUCCACACCAGGUUCUAGUUCUGCUACUACACCAGGUUCUAGCUCUGCUACUACACCAGGUUCUAGUUCUGCCUCCACACCAGGUACUAGUUCUGCUACUACACCAGGAUCCAGCUCUGCUACCACACCAGGUUCUAGUUCUGCUACUACUCCAGGAUCCAGCUCUGCUACUACCCCAGGUUCUAGUUCUGCCUCCACACCAGGAUCCAGCUCUGCUACUACCCCAGGUUCUAGUUCUGCCUCCACACCAGGUUCUAGUUCUGCUACUACCCAAGGAUCCAGCUCUGCUACAACCCCAGGUUCUAGUUCUGCUACUACCCCAGGUUCUAGUUCUGCCUCCACACCAGGUUCUAGUUCUGCUACUACCCCAGGUUCUAGUUCUGCCUCCACACCAGGUUCUAGUUCUGCUACUACACCAGGUUCUAGCUCUGCUACUACACCAGGUUCUAGUUCUGCCUCCACACCAGGUUCUAGCUCUGCCACUACCCCAGGAUCCAGCUCUGCUACUACCCCAGGUUCUAGUUCUGCUACCACACCAGGUACUAGCUCUGCUACCACACCAGAAUCAUCUAGCAUUGAGUCUACUCCAGCUACUACACCAACUGGUCCAGCUACCACUUCAGUUCCAGAACAAUCUACUGUCACCAUAACUGGUCCAGGCUUUACUACUGUUUUCACAUUAACACCAGGUACUAAUACUAUCACUACACCAACUGGCCCAGCUACCACUUCAGGAUCCACACCAGGUUCUAGUUCUGCCUCCACACCAGGUUCUAGUUCUGCUACUACACCAGGUUCCAGCUCUGCUACUACACCAGGUACUAGCUCUGCUACUACACCAGGUUCUAGUUCUGCCUCCACACCAGGUUCUAGUUCUGCUACUACCCCAGGUUCUAGUUCUGCCUCCACACCAGGUUCUAGUUCUGCUACUACACCAGGUUCUAGCUCUGCUACUACACCAGGUUCUAGUUCUGCCUCCACACCAGGUUCUAGUUCUGCCUCCACACCAGGUUCUAGUUCUGCUACUACCCAAGGAUCCAGCUCUGCUACAACCCCAGGUUCUAGUUCUGCUACUACCCCAGGAUCCAGCUCUGCUACUACCCCAGGUUCUAGUUCUGCCUCCACACCAGGUUCUAGCUCUGCCACUACCCCAGGAUCCAGCUCUGCUACUACCCCAGGUUCUAGUUCUGCCUCCACACCAGGUACUAGCUCUGCUACUACCCCAGGAUCCAGCUCUGCUACCACACCAGAAUCAUCUUCCAGUAUUGCAUCUACCCCAGGUACUACUCCAGGUUCUAGUUCAGCUGCUACUACUCCAGGUACAAGCACAGGAUCAUGCUGGACUUCUGUUUCUACUGGAGGAUAUGGUGAUAAAACUACAGUGACUAUUUGUUCUGAUGUUACUUCUGGACAAAGUGUGACCACUCCAACUACUAUUUCAGUUCCAUCUUCAUACUGCACCACUGUUCCUACUGCUGGUACUGAUGAAACAAUUAUAACUUCGUUUGUCACUUCAACUGCACAUUCAACUGAAGUUAUUACUGUUACUAGCUGUGCUGAAACUGGAUGCGAGACUCACACUACACAUACUGGUGUUGUCGUUGUCACAGUGACCACCACCGAUGUGGCUACCACUUACACAACCUACUGUCCAUUGACUACAACUAAGGCUGUUUACCAUGUUGCUAAACUUGCAAACUACAAGAGAGAUCAAACUGAAAUUGUUGCUACUGAAACCAACGAGAACACCAGCAACUGGCCAGCACCAACUUUAGUUCCAUCUGUUGGCAUUUCUAACAACAGUUCCUCAGGUGUCAGCACUUUUGAAGGUGCAGCUAACUCAGUUGUUCCAAGAUUAGGUCUCAUUGCUGGUUUCUUCAGCGCAUUGUUAUUCUUGUUUUAA
Candida dubliniensis CD36 is the source of this 4122-nucleotide messenger RNA. RefSeq names its product Pga18p (gene PGA18). The transcript has a single exon. The record is from RefSeq and is a predicted model, not a curated record. NCBI's taxonomy places the organism in Eukaryota, Fungi, Ascomycota, Pichiomycetes, Serinales, Debaryomycetaceae. Bases 1 to 4122 code for a protein of 1373 amino acids.